Molecule: messenger RNA, 1575 nt
Organism: Arachis stenosperma
Lineage: Eukaryota; Viridiplantae; Streptophyta; Magnoliopsida; Fabales; Fabaceae
Exons: 1
Coding region: 571-1173 (200 amino acids)
Molecular function (GO): protein binding
Source: RefSeq, a predicted model, not a curated record
GAAGAUCAACCGAACCAUAUCUAGCUAGUUCAGACUAUUCACAACCUUUGGUAGCAGAGAAGAAUAUAUAGAAUGCCUUGCUUACCGUUCAAUUAACCUAUGUCUCAAUCAAAGUAUCAAUGUUCCACAAAUAACAUAUUAUGUUUUUCCACUAAUCACACACUCUAUGCUACUAAUUACAUACACCAAAAGUGUAAUAGGGUGUGGAUAACACUACUCUCUUCCCUCUUAGCCUUGAUUGCCGGUAAUUAAAUUGCAUUAGUAAAUAGAAAUUGGACUAUUGUGUGAGUAAACACAAGAACAUGGGUUAGACAUGCCCCACAUGCCCAUGCCACUGCUAAGUUCUAAGUUCUAACUUUAAAAUAUAGUCACACUCAAGAUUCAUCCAAUACCCAAUUUCUCUAAAAACUAAAAGCAUAUAUAGCACAACCCCCACAAAGUGUAAGCCACUCCUCAAACUUGCUAAGUUUUUUUCUUUUAUAGUUUUUGUUUUUUGCUGCUAAAUCCUUAUAUACAAACUUACAAAGAGAUAUCAUAAUAAUACAAAAUCAGAGUGUGAAGUGAGCAGCUAUGGAUUGGUUCUCAUGGCUCUCAAAGACUAGCCUUGAGCCAUCUCUAGUGUAUGAGUAUGGCCUUGCCUUUGCUCAGAAUGAGCUUGAAGAAGAAGACAUAAUAUACUUGAACCAUGAGUUCCUCCAAAGCAUGGGCAUCUCCAUAGCCAAGCACAGGCUAGAAAUCCUCAAGAUUGCAAGAAAGGACAAAGGGAAGAGUAGUCCUCAUCCAGUGGCAAGGCUCAUGUUGGCUAUCAAGAGGACAAAGAAGAGCUUCGCCAAUUCCAUUAGAACGUUGGUUCGACGCCAAGAAUCUUCCUCUGCAAUUGUGUUGAUGCCAUCACCAAGGCCUAGCAGUGGUGGUUUAGGGACAAGAUGGAAGAGUGCUUUGAUGAAGAGGAAGAUGAUGCCUCCUAAGAAGCAAGAGAGACUGUUCCUCACAAAUGGAAGUCCUACCGUGCUGCCUGCUCUUGAAGGGUAUUCUAGUCCUGUGGUCUACCAUUUCCAGAAGGAGGAAAAGAUGGACCUUGGAGAUGUUGAUAAUGAUGAUGAUGGUUACUGGUCUGCUGCUGUUGAAGAGAUCAAAUGGGAUACCAUGUUCCAAGAUCUAAAGCCAAACUGAGUAACAUUUUUGCAUUUUUUUCCUCUUAAUUUUUCCCCUGGGAUUUUACUCAAUCCAUCACUGGAAAUUAUAAGUCUGAGAGGGGUAUUCUGGGUUUUUCUACCAGAGAGAUUUGUAGCAUAAGGUUGGUUUCCUACUUUCCUUUCCUUUCAGCAGUUCCAUUCUUAAUCUUAGUUACCCAGAUCAGAUGGUAAGUUUUAGCUCAUGUCUGUUUCAAUAUUGAGAUUGUGUGCUUGUUUUCAUAAAUGUAAGUUACAUGUCAGCUCAAAAAGUAGCUAGGGUCAGAGUGUGCCUGGUCUGAGUUUAUGAACUGUAUUGUACUAUUAAUAAUCCUUACUGUCACACUCACAGUACAUAAUUAACAGAGUAUAUUUUGAUGUUUAUUGUAUUAUUUGGCAUUUC